AGAAGUAUUUGCUUCACUUCAGCGUUGUACUUGCCAUGUCAACCUACUCUACGCCGCGGUCUCGGGCGUCCACCGCCAAGGUCGACACCUCGCACGCUGCCACCUACGACAAGGGCCAGUACGACAUCACCGACGUGAACUGGCGCAACAUCGAGACCCGCUUCAAGGAGCUCAUGGCUCUCAUGGACACCCCUGCGACGGGCGUGAAUGCGCUGGAGGUGCGAGCGGUCAACCGGCAGCGUAUCGGUGCCGCCAUAGCGGCCUUACUCAACAAAGCACAGGAAGGAUGCCGGCUGCUACUGUUAGAAGGCGACGCUGAGGCCGCCGAAAAGGCUGGUGUGAAGGUGCUGCGCUUACGCGAGCGAUUUUACAAGCCAAACCACAUUGAGCUCAUCCCGGCCUAUCUGCACUUAGCCCGCACGAAGCAGUUUCUCGAGCUCUACGGAGACGCCGAGGACAUGCUGUCGCUGGCCCAGUACAUCAUGCUGAAGCACCCAAACGAUGUGACGGUGACCAUGAAGGCGGACUUACACCAAGCGUUUGGUCUGCUAUACGCAACGGACGGCAAGUUGGAGGCGGCGGUGAAGCAGCUGAGCUGUGCCACUUACUACCUCUCCCUACUGCACGGCCCCCAGCACGUCCUCACCACCUUCAGCUACUUCGACCUGGGCAACGUCUUCGCGGCGAAGGCGAGCAUGGAGAGUGCGAUGUCGAUGUACGAUGCGGUGAAGGAGAUUUGGUACACGCACCUCAUCGCCGCUCUCGAUGACGUCGUGGCACGGCGGGCAGAGAUGCAGUCGCAGCUCAAAUACAGUGAUCAUGAGCGGGAGGCGGAGCUGCGGCACGCGUGCUAUGCAACGGCGCACGCCUUUGGCAGGGAAAACAUGAUGGAUGCGUCGAAGAUGCUGCACGGGAUCUGCCGCAUUCAAGAAGAACGCUUUCAACAGGAGCACCCCAGCCCGGUGCGCGCGCAAUUUGUCCUCGGUCUUUUUCUGCUGUGGAUGGAGGACGAGGAGGAGGCGCAGCGGUACUUGAGCACGGCACGGAAGGGCUUGCAGCGCUUUUAUGGUCCCCGCCACCCUAUCGUGUGUGAGAUCGAGGAGUGGUGCGACAAGUUCGGUCUGUCUUACGCAGACGACGUCGAAGCCGACGAUGGCACGGAUAUGGAAGCCGCGGAGACGUCCACAGUUGACGGUGAGCCCAACGAGCCUGCUAUCAAUGCACAAUAA
Molecule: messenger RNA, 1229 nt
Organism: Leptomonas pyrrhocoris
Lineage: Eukaryota; Euglenozoa; Kinetoplastea; Trypanosomatida; Trypanosomatidae
Exons: 1
Coding region: 36-1229 (397 amino acids)
Molecular function (GO): protein binding
Source: RefSeq, a predicted model, not a curated record